UUAAACAACUGGUUCAUGCUGGCGGAGACAUAAUCGAGCGUAUCGGAGAGAUCGGUACUGAAUAAAAGAAAGGAUAUGUGCGAGAUAUCAAAGAGUCAGCGUCGUGCCUACCGGGAUCAGGAUCCACCUCGGAUAAAGGAUGAAGUGGAGCCGAGCCUUGACCAAUCCCUCAGCGAAGACCAAACGGAAUUCUUGAGGAAACACCGGGAGUACAGGGUGAGGAGGGAAGGGACGAUCACAGCCGAGUCUCGAGACUCUACGGUCAGUAACGGACGUGGUAACAACCAAACCGGAGUUGCUGUUGAACAGGAAAACACAGUGCCUUCGUCAUUAACAAUCAACAACUUGUCACUAGCUGCUACCACCACCAACGAGGUGAUUACAAACGGCGGUAAAAGGGAUCCCGACAGCUGUGAGUCUUUGACGAACGGAGGAGAUAUGGCACCUGUCAUGGGAGUUCCACCACCUCCACCUGCACCCCAUAUGGGCCCAGAUGGCCUCAUUCUACCCCGUAAGCCUUACAACCCGUGCCUCAUAUCCAACAAUCAUAAGGACCUUCGUAGAGAAUUGCUUUUCAAUCAGAAAAUGGGUAAAAAUGUAUUAAAUCAGAAGAGUGAACUUGAACGAGCAUUGGAGAGACAGCGUGAAGCAGCGAUGCGACGAGAAUCCGAGAGAAAUCGAGAGGAAACGUACAAGGAUGACCCAAGGACAGCCCUCCAACGAGCUCUUGAACAAAGGGCGAGGCAGCUCGAGCUCUCGGAGCAACCACCGAUCGUCGAACCACCAAAUCCCCUGGUAACAGCCAGAGCCAAAUUAAGAACACGCACUGACUCACAGUGAGGGAAAAAAAGGAUUUAUAACACUCAGAUUGAGUUUUGUUAGAGAAAACGAUUGUUCAGAGACGCAUAUAUGAUGAUAAAUAGAUAGAGAUUUAUUCACGCGCGGAUUGGCGAGUGUAAAUAAUUUUUUACACUUUUUACAUAUGCAACAGGUGGGGGCUGUGUAUACAAAAAAUGUGUGAAAAAUCAUACGAGUGGAAUAAGUGGAUAUAAUUGAACGAUUAUAUUAAAUCAUAGCGGCUAGAUAAACAAAUUAAAGAUGAGCAGAAAUUAAAUGUACGACGAGGCAAAUUGAGGGGAGUGAGAGAUAUUUACCCAGAGUGAAAUAUAAAUGGGAGAAUAUAUGCAGAGGACUAGUGAAUCUAGAUGUUUUUAUUGAGCUCAUUCGUGUGAAUAAAAGAGGAGAAAAAAAUUGUAGACCGGUUCUGAGGACCGGUAUGGGACUAGAGACCGUGAUGCGAACAUUUAUAGAGAAUCAUAUUUACAUCGAUGUUUUUUUUAAUGGAUUAGAAAUACACUUGAACCGUUUCACCAACGAUCGAGUACGUGCUAAUAUUUCUCGUCUCAUUCUUGUUUCUUCAACAUGUCACGAAUGUACGGAGUGCAGCCCCCAGGGACCACAUGAAGUCUGAGGAAUUAUGAAGUUGAUUAGAUGGGCAGGCGAAAGGCACUCCUUGUGCGUCGAGAUUUUUUUCCUUCGAAAUAUUAAUCUUCGAUAUUCGAAUUACUUCAGUUAUUUUAAUUAGUAGUUUUAAUGAAAUGUAGCUCGAGGUGUUUCAUUCCAUGGUUUAAUUUUAAAUUGUAACAUAUUACUUCCUGGCGUUUGAGUCUAGCAUGAGAAUUAUUAAAUUAAGAGUAUGAGAAAAUUUGAAAAAUAAAGAUAUAAACGUUUCAAAUUAAA
Messenger RNA from Fopius arisanus, 1740 nucleotides. RefSeq lists its product as uncharacterized. The coding region runs from base 76 to 840 and encodes 254 amino acids. The transcript is spliced from 5 exons. NCBI's taxonomy places the organism in Eukaryota, Metazoa, Arthropoda, Insecta, Hymenoptera, Braconidae. The record is from RefSeq and is a predicted model, not a curated record.